Molecule: messenger RNA, 864 nt
Organism: Aspergillus thermomutatus
Lineage: Eukaryota; Fungi; Ascomycota; Eurotiomycetes; Eurotiales; Aspergillaceae
Product: DUF3632 domain-containing protein
Exons: 2
Coding region: 1-864 (287 amino acids)
Source: RefSeq, a predicted model, not a curated record
AUGGGAAGAGAGAACUUUAUCCGACAAAUCGAAAACUCUGUCGAGUUCAAACUCCUCGACAGAGUCGUCAAAGAAGAAGUCACAGUGGAAGAUGCAGUCCAAGAAGUCAUCAACAUGACCAUGACUGCGUUAUCUAUCCACGGCCCAGAUAAACAAGGCGGCAUCGGCCUGCCAGACUACAACGUGUCUCUCGCGGUUAUGGAACUCACUCAACGCCUCAAGCCAUCCAAACACAGCAAGCUUGUUGAGUUUGUAUCUCAUCUUCAGAAGCAGGUUGCCGUUGACCCAUCCACGGAUAAACCCCUCAAGGUUCAGGGCGAUACCCUCUGGACCGACAUGCCGUCCUUUGGCUACACAGAGCUGGAGACGUGGUAUGAGUUUGGCGACCCCUGUGAUGCAAUGCUGGAUUCAGAGCAACGCGAUCGCUGGGCAAAGCUCAAUGCUUUCCUCGCGCGGCUCACUCAGGCCGCAGAAAUUCAAUAUACACCUCCUGAAGAAGUGAGAUUCUCUCCCUUGGAUAAAUCACUACGGGCCAUCUGGACCAUGGCUAUGGCGCUUGAGAAUGAGCGCUCUCCUGCCUCUCUGGGGGAUACGGCGGCGAUGGAGGCCGCAUGCUGGUGGUUCAUCUACGCCGCGGAGCGGCUGUGGGCGAAUGUGCUUCAUAAUCGCACGUAUGUUCAGGAGGCUGGCGCUGGGCCGGGGAAGAAGUAUAAAGAGAAGGGCUGGACGGGGUAUACACGGGAGCGAUGGGAAAUUUGGGAGGAUGCUCUCAAGGAGGCCAGGGCUGCAUGCCAAAAUGAGCGGAUGGGGGAGUUGAUUGAUGAUGCUUUGGCGAGUCUGAGGAGGGUGAUGGUAGAUCAAUAG